GGGCCACGGGCCGGCGGCGGAGGUCCCGGGAGCCGGCCGCCAGCAGAGACUGCGAGCGCUGAGAAGGCGGCAACAGGGCCCCGCAGCGGCGCGAGGUCCUGCUCUCUCCCAGGGCCCUGUGGAUGUGUGUAAGGGGCCUGCCCCUGGGCCCAGAUGACACUCAUGUCGAUGGCUUCGGUGAUGGCAGUGACUGAACCAAAGUGGGUCUCGGUCUGGGGCCGCUUCCUGUGGGCGAUGCUGCUGAGCAUGGUGCUGGGCUCCCUGCUGGCCCUGCUGCUGCCGCUGGGGACAGUGGAAGAACACUGUCUGACUGUGCUCAAGGGCUUCUACCUGCUCAGGAGCAAGCUGGAGCGGGCACAGCCCGCGGUCACCAGGUGCACCAGGCCGUCCACGGAGCUCAGUCUCACCUCCAGGGGUGCGGCGCUGCUGGCGGUCAAGACCAAGGCCUCCCCAGCAGGCAAGUUGGAGGCCAAAGCAGCUCUGAACCAGGCCCUGGAGAUGAAACGGCAGGGCAAGCGGCAGAAGGCCCACAGGCUCUUCCUGCACGCCCUCAAGAUGGACCCGGGCUUUGUGGACGCGCUCAACGAGUUCGGCAUCUUCUCGGAGGAGGACAAGGACAUCAUCCAGGCGGACUACCUGUACACCCGCGCGCUGACCAUCGCGCCCCACCAUGAGAAGGCGCUGGUCAACCGCGACCGCACGCUGCCGCUGGUGGAGGAGAUCGACCAGCGCUUCUUCAGCAUCAUCGACAGCAAAGUGAAGAAGGUCAUGUCCAUCCCCAAGGGCAACUCCGCGCUGCGCCGGGUGAUGGAGGAGACCUACUACCACCACAUCUACCACACGGUGGCCAUCGAGGGCAACACCCUCACGCUCUCGGAGAUCAGGCACAUCCUGGAGACGCGCUACGCGGUGCCGGGGAAGAGCCUGGAGGAGCAGAACGAGGUCAUCGGCAUGCACGCGGCCAUGACGUACGUGAACACGACGCUGCUGUCCCGCGUGGGCUCCGUCAGCAUCGGCGACGUGCUGGAGAUCCACCGGCGGGUGCUGGGCUACGUGGACCCCGUGGAGGCCGGCCGCUUCCGCGCCACGCAGGUCCUGGUGGGCCACCACAUCCCGCCCCACCCGCAGGAGGUGGAGAAGCAGAUGCAGGAGUUUGUGCAGUGGCUCAACUCGGAGGACGCCAUGAACCUGCACCCUGUGGAGUUUGCGGCCCUGGCCCACUACAAGCUCGUCUACAUCCACCCCUUCAUCGACGGCAACGGCAGGACCUCGCGCCUGCUCAUGAACCUCAUCCUCAUGCAGGCGGGCUACCCGCCCAUCACCAUCCGCAAGGAGCAGCGAUCCGAAUACUACCAUGUGCUGGAGGUCGCCAACGAGGGCGACGUGAGGCCCUUCAUCCGCUUCAUUGCCAAGUGCACGGAGACCACCCUGGACACCCUGCUCUUCGCCACCACGGAGUACCCGGUGGCACUGCCAGAGGCCAGACCCAACCUCUCUGGGUUCAAGGAGACACUGCCGGUGAAGCCCUAACGCUGUAAAUCCCUCCUUGGUGGCAAGGGAUGUCCCAGCGGAGGAAAAAAAAAACACAUUUCUAGAAACCUAGUCAUCUCCCAGAGCAGAAGGAGAUGGGUAAGAAACUGAAAACAUUCUUUACCUCCAAAUGUCUCUUUAAAGAAGAAAACUAAAUUAUUAAGCCUUGUCCCCAAGAUAACUUAUAACUGAGCCAAGUUAUUUAUUUUCCUUUGAGCUGGCACACGUGUGGUGUCUGCUGGUGGCCCUGACCCCUGGGGUGGUCCCAGCGGCUGUGACCAGAACCCAGGUUCUGGAGCGAAAUUUGCACUAAGGUGAGGAGUGUGGGCUGAGGCCUGGAGGAGUAACUCCUCCCAGCACUUUCUGGAACCGGCUGAGAGGGUCUGUGCCUCCCUGGGGCGGUCGCAGUUGAGAAAGGGCUGAAAGCUUGCUUUCUUACAGGCAUUGGCUCCCCUACAGAGAGCUUAGUGUUGUGACUGAUCUUACUGGUAGAGCAGACUUCUGAGACAGGAAGCGAGCGUUCACCAUGUCUCUAGUUAGACACCUUGCUUAGUCCAAGGAACAUGCUUUGAGCCACAGUUGCCAAACGCUGGUACCAGAGGUGGCUGUUUUCUGAUUAAGAACAGGGGUGUGGCUAGCCUGGUUUCUAUUGAUGUUUCUCGUAUUCGCAGCAAUUCAGACCAGAUGUUUUAGUCUAAAGGUUCUCUGGGUUUGUCACCCGACAGUUAAAUCCUGCUGCAAAUCAAGUGUUAGGAUCCAUUGAAGACAGAUGGCAAGUCAGUGCCAGACAAGUGUUUGUGAUGAGUUAGGACGCCGCUCUGUAGGAACCAAGAAACACCCUUGACCGCAGCCAGGAAGCAUCCCUCUCGUCCACUUACCUGCCCCACAGCCCCUGUCCCCUCGGGGGAAGCAGCAUAGAUUGCCUUGGCAUGGCCUUAUUUUUCUAGCAACUUGUAAAAAGAUGAAAUGUUACAUGUAACACACCCACACUGUCGUUAUGGAGGCAGAGUCUUUUCAAUCAUUACCUGGCACAGAUGCCAACACAACUGCUGCCGCUGAGCCCUGAGGGUGGACACCAUCGAGCCCGUUUUGCAGGGACCGAGCUGGUGGUGUCCAGCCCUGGACUGUCAGCGUCUGAACGAGGGUGAAUGCCCACUGAGUGUUGUGUGAGGAGACAGUUCAGAUCCUGACGGUAAUGAGGACCCUCUUCUGAUAACAAGCAGAGCAGUUUUCUAAAAGAUAAGUGAAAAGAUGUACGAAAUGGCCCCAAAGGAGUUAUUCUGACCUUGAUAAAAGAUAUUUUUCUAUUGGUAUGCCAUGAUAUUUCUUAAACCCUAACUCUUCUGCCGUUCUGCGUUUUGUAAGCACACCGGGGAAGCGUGGCUGAGGGCUGGCUCUGUGCUGGAGGGAGAGAUCUGCACUUUAGCUAGAUGUGAAGGUGUUAUUUUAAGACAUUACUAAUAAAGUAUUUUGUUACAUUAA
Capra hircus (goat) is the source of this 3012-nucleotide messenger RNA. It is a transcript of the gene FICD, whose product is annotated as FIC domain containing. NCBI's taxonomy places the organism in Eukaryota, Metazoa, Chordata, Mammalia, Artiodactyla, Bovidae. Bases 154 to 1530 code for a protein of 458 amino acids. The transcript has 3 exons. Gene Ontology annotation, molecular function: protein binding. The record is from RefSeq and is a predicted model, not a curated record.